This is a messenger RNA of Heterotrigona itama, 808 nucleotides long. Lineage: Eukaryota; Metazoa; Arthropoda; Insecta; Hymenoptera; Apidae. The record is from the annotation of a GenBank genome assembly.
AUGGAAGAAAGUUGCAAGGUGCCUGGAUCACUCUCACACUCGGCGCAGAGAGAUUCGCAGGAGUUUUAGAGGAUGUUUAAAGUAAAAAGUCCUUAGUAGCAGACACUACCGAGGCAUCUCUCCGUUCGCUGACUCUGCAUCGGCGCUGGCUGUCACUUUCGGCAGUCUUUCCGCGCUCUGCCACUUGUCACCGGGCCCGGGGCGACCGCCGAAGAAGAAGGGGGAGGGGAGAGAAUCAGAGAGAGAGGAAAAAUGGAGCUACGCCGAAAGUCGAAAGAGCCGAGAUUCGUUCGAGGAUCCUCGAGUUCUCGACCCCGGCCACGUGACCUCUUCCUUCUUCCCCUCUCUCCCCCCGUUGCGACAGUAUCCUCGACCGUUCACCAAAACCACGCAGCGGCUACCGCGAACCAGAAUCGACAUCGACCGUGUCGGUUCGUUAGACACCAGUGAAAACACCGAGACCCGCCGCAGCAGCAGCAGCAGCAGCAGCAACAACAACAACAAUAACAAACCGAAAAAAAAAAGAAAAGAAAAGAAAGAAACUGGAAGAAAAACAGUCCGCCAACGGAUCGUUUCGAGCCACGCGGAUGAACGUGGACGACACUCUCGGGUGCCGAGCGAAGAGGCACAGGCUCUCGGUUUCCUCUCGGCCGGGGAAAAGGAGAUCGAAGGCAGCGAGAGCAGCAGCAGCAGCAGCCACGAGAGAGCACGGUGUACCGCUGUCGUCGUCGUGUGUCGACUGUCAAAAUCAGCGAUCGUCAGCGUCUAUCCCGCGGCCGGGUGUUCGCCCAUUGGGCCGUCACCGUAG